GCGAGCGGGCGCGGGCGCCGCGCAGAUGGCCGGGGCGAGCGAGGUCUGAGGCUCCGCUCCCCGAAACGUGAUCAUGUGGAUUCAACAGCUUUUAGGACUCAGCUCCAUGUCCAUCCGCUGGCCGGGCCGCUCCCUUGGAAGCCAUGCUUGGAUACUGAUAGCCAUGCUGCAGCUCGCUGUGGAUUUCCCGUCCUGUGAGUCGCUGGGCCCGGGCCCCGAGUUCCGGCUCACGCCUCGCCCGGCCCAGCGGCCCCCACGCCUGUGGAGUCUGCGGAGCGGACAGCCAUCCCGGCCCCCCACGCCCAUGUGGAGCCCCCGGGUGCCCCGCGCGGAGCGGGCCCACGGGCAGAUGCAGGCGUCCCGUGCCAGGCGGGCCCACAGGCCCAGGGACCAGGUGGCCGCCCUCGUGCCCAGGGGAGGCCUCACCAAACCCCCGGCUGCCACCAAAUCCGGCUCCUCCCUGGCCUCCUCGCCGUCGUCCGCGUCCUCGGCGGUGGCGGCCGGCGGGGCAGCGGAGCAGCAGAGCCGGCUGAAGCGGGGCCGGAGGCACGCGCAGGACACCGCGCUCGACAGCUUCGACUUCCGGGGCGGCCGCCCCACCACAGAGACAGAGUUCAUUGCCUGGGGGCCCACGGGGGACGAGGAGGCCCCUGAGGCCAACACCUUCCCAGGCCUGUACGGCCCCACCACCGUCUCCGUCCUGCCAACGCGGAAGACAACUGUGGCGGCCAGCACCACGACCACCACGGCCAGCUCCAUGACGCUGCAGACCCGCGGCCUCACCGCGUCCCUGCAGCCCAGGGGAAAGGUCGCCGCAGGGGUCAGCACAACGGAGCCUUCCCCCAGUCCCAGCGGCGGCGGAAAGAGCACCAACCCCCCACGGAUUCUGGGCGAGACCUCAGGUUUGGCUGUGCAUCAGAUCAUCACCAUCACCGUCUCCCUCAUCAUGGUCAUCGCUGCUCUCAUCACAACUCUUGUCUUAAAAAAUUGCUGUGCCCAAAACGGGAACACUCGGAGGAACAGCCACCAGCGGAAGAUCAACCAGCAGGAGGAAAGCUGCCAGAACCUCACCGACUUCACCCCGGCCCGGGUGCCCAGCAGCCUGGACAUCUUCACGGCCUACAACGAGACGCUGCAGUGCUCCCACGAGUGCGUGAGGGCCUCCGUGCCCGUGUACACCGAUGAGACGCUGCACCCGGCGGGCGAGUACAAGUCCACGUUCAAUGGGAACCGCUCCUCCUCCGCCGACCGGCAUCUCAUCCCUGUGGCCUUCGUGUCUGAGAAAUGGUUUGAAAUCUCCUGCUGACUGGCCGAAGGCUUUUUACCUCCUGGGGCAGGGCGGACGCCAGGUGUCUGUCUCAUGGAUUCCGUUGGUGAACCUGUAAAAACAAAACAAAAAUACAAAACCCCAAACUAAACUGUCUAAGGGGGAGGGUCCCCGCACCUGCCACUUCUGUCUGCCGGUGGGAAACGCAUAGCAGCCGCUCUAGGCCAAAUAUAUUUUUGUAAAGAUGCUCACGCCUAUGGGUGACUGCCUUCUCCAGUCUUCUCCGGAGAACACAACAAAGACACGCGAGGAGGGGACUGGAGACCAAGAGACCAGGUGGCCACGGGAAUGGGACAGGAGGAGGCACCGAUGCCUGGGAUCUGGACCACGAUUCUGAACCUGUGCCAAUAAUACCAUUAUGUGCCAUGAACUGACCUGAGAGGCCCGGCCCCGAGCCGCAGCCGAGCGAAUCACGCGUAGAAAUCUUACAGAAAACAGGGGUGGGAAUCUCUUCCAAUAGAGUUGCUAUUUCUGGUUAUUAUACAUAUAUAAAUAUAUAAAUACCAACAGACACACACACACCCUUUUUUUGUACUGUAGCAAUUUUUGAAGAUCUUCAAUGUUCCUUUUUAAAAAAAGAAUUGUGUUAUAGCUUACAAAAUCUGAUUUAUUUAACAUGCUUAGUAUGAACAGAAUUAAACUGAUGUUUUCUACUCCUGCAACUCACCACGUACACACACACACACACACACACAUGCACACACGCACACAUGCACACCACACUCACACCCACACACGCAAACACUCACGCAUAUAUACGCAUAUAUUGGAAAUACAGUUCCACAGGUGAGCAUAUUCUUUAUUCUUCCUGGUGACCUGAUAGUUCAUCACUGCUCAUUCCGGGGACAGCUGGACCCUUCAGGGACGCCCUGCCUUGGCUGGUAUCUGCGGAGUGACGACAAACAUGUGAUGUGUUAUCUUGAGCCAGAUCGAAGAAUGCCGUGGUUUCCUAUAUAUAUGUAUACACACGUGCAUAAGUGUUACCUUUCUUCAUUUAACCAUUUGAAGAUGCUACCUAACAGCCGUGCGCACGCUGACGUAGCUGGCUGCUGCUAGACGGGCCCAACUGAGCACCAGGCUGGGUGGGCGGUGGAUUCUCAGACUUGUGUUACACAAGCAUAGACUGAAUUAAAGAAAUUUUCCAGUUCCAAAAAGUAAAGGAAUACAUCCUUCCCGCGUGUGUGCGUACGUCAGUCAGGGCAGCGCUCAGAACGUAAGAGGGCUUGUUUUGCUUGGCAGUGAGACACGGUGAUCACGUGCGUGACAGCCCGGACUGCUCUGGGGUCCUGGCCUGGAUUCUGCUGCUUUUUCUGGGGGCCGAGGGUGGCUGUGCAUGCUGGUGGGGGCUGUUGGGAGACGCCCUUCUCUCGUCAGCUCCCAAGGCCUUCUGUGGUGUGGCAGACCCUGCCACAGAGCUUCCUGGAGGAAGUAGGACCCCAGCUGAAGCCUGGUGCCAGCAGGUGCUCCCUGCACCACUGUGGUUGAUGCUGUAGUCAUCCCGGUCAUCUGGGUUCACAGGCCCAGACCUGCUGUAGGUAGCGGGCACUGCCAGGGACGUGGGCUGCCAUCUUGUGAACCCACACUCUUCCAGAGUAGAGGUGGAAGCCCAGAAGUAGUGUGGGGUCCGUCUCCAAAUUGUGAUUCCUUUGAGUGGCCCAGGUGUGGCUUGGGUUUAACCUUGAGGGAAAGCCCAGGCUGAGCGAGGGAGGUCACAGCCGGACAGGUGGCUGCACCUGCCCUGGAGCAGCCAGGCUGCCAAAAUUCUACUUCAUCCCUGGGACCGAAGUUCCCUCAGAAACCCCUUGAAGUGGGCUCGAAACACUCCCUUUCGUGCCUCCUGGACGCUGUGAGAGUGAGGGAAACGUGAGGAAGACCACGGUGUGCCCAGUCCUGUCCGGUUGGCAUCCGAGUGGCACUCAAAUGUUGGGAAGCUUGGUUUCCAUUUUGCUCUGUCCUCACCUACCCAAGACUUUGGCAUACACCAAGUAGCACCAGUGGCUGCCCCUGGCCUCAGCCCCUCCCCAGGCUCUUGACUCCCUGUGUGUCCUCUAGCCCCUGUCCCUCUGUCCUCAAGUCUUCUCAGUUUGGUGUGGGCACCCGGUGAGGACCCAUCGGUAGGAUGUGAUGGGAAUCUGUCCCUGCAAAGAUGCACCUUGUCCCCUCGGACGCAGACCCUGGGCUGCCCUGAAGUCUUCCAGAGUCCCUGGGACCCUGAGCUUCGAGGGGAACUCUUAGAGAGACAAAGCCCCUCAGUCCUGCGGCAGCCACUCCAGCAUGGGCUUAGGGCAGGCAGCGGGGUCCAUGUGGGCACAACCCAGACCCGCAAAGGCUGCUCACUGAAGAGGCUGGUGCCUGGCUGCCCUUUCCCGGUGCCCAGGAGGGGAACUGUGAAGAGGUUUUACUUUAUUCUUGGUGUCCACCUUUCCCCUCCCCUUACUGCUGUGGAGAUGGCAUGCGCAGGGCUCCUGUGGCUGCUCAGGGUCUAGGGGAGCCUGGUGGGCAUGCACGCCACUGCCCACAACCUUCCUUGGCCUCGGGCACAGCCCUGAGCCUUAGUGUUCCCUCUUCUCACCUUGACCUCUGACAUCCAGAGUCCACUUUCAGACACCCCCUCCCAGAGCCCUCCUUGCAGAGCCUUCAGAUUCUUUUUCUUCAUGAAGAGCAGUGGCAGGUGUGAUGUGCUUUGGUGAGGUCCCCAAAUGUGUGUUCGUCUCUGCUGCAUCCCUUCAGUGUCCCAGCCAUGGCCCCUGAGACCGAGCCGGCUCCAUCACUCACCCGUCGACCCUUCAGGGUUUUGAGUCACCUGGGUUUGGCUCUUGGUGGUGUCUGGACCAUCUUGUUGCAUGUUCAAGUCCAUUUCUUGGUCUAAUCACUUCUAAGCUGGAUUCCACUCUCACCUGGCUAAGAUACAGGUAUAGUUGCUUUUGUUUCCAAGUUUGGAGUGUGAAAGGAAAGAGUCUCCUGCCCUGGGGAGAGAACUUCCUGAUCCUUUCUUGCUGGGCUCAGGUUCAUCCAAGUCCAAGCAGAGCCAAGCCACGUGGCACCCCUUCUCUGCCCAGCUCCCCCACCCCCACUUCCCAUAGCAUGUGUGGUUGAGAAGUGACACCGCAGGGCAGGCGGGGGAUGCUGACAUUCCACGUGGCAUCCUCCCCGCACAGACAGAGGGACCACUGCCUUCCCCCGGGGACCUGGUCUUCCCAGUGCCCAGUCAAGCAGACCUCUGCUGCUGCAGCCAUCUCCCAGAUGCCCCUUCGGCCCUUCUUUCUACACUUAGAAGCCCAACUCUCCGGGAAUUUCCCCGACUCUCUGAAUGUGACCACCAGGCGAUCAGUUGUUACCACUGUGACCCUGCCGUCUGAAAUCCAUCUUUCUUCUCUAAAAUAUAUCAUUCUUCACAGCCAUGUUUGACUCCAGGCAGAGCCCCAUCUCCCACAGGCAGCCCUUGUGGGUAACUUCUGUGUUGAUGCCCAGGCCACCAUCCGGGUCUUAAAAGAACACAUCGCCUCAGAUCAUUUUUACUUGGAUGCUCUUGCCCAUGGAGAUGGAUUCCAUCUGUUUGCUUCUUCUCUCAGACAGUCCAGGAUCUUCUGACACCAAUGAGGCUGGGCUGACCUUAAGCUCUUGGAAGACAAGACAGGGAGUGGGGCUUAGUCUGGGACCUGCAGCCCAUUCACAGGCAGGCUGGAUUGUCCUAGUUUUUCACUUCAAAAUGGCACCAGGACAACCUUCCCUUUGCCUGUCUUGGACAUCGCGACCUCUUUCAUCGGGACAAUCCCUGGGCACAUGAGUCUCCAUCUCCCUGGGCUGUCUGUCUUCUCCUCCACUGACACCCCUCACAUCACGAUAGGUGAAGACAGAGACUGAAGCCAUUCUUGCUUCCACUUGUGAGUUCUCUGCGAAGGCACCAUGUGCUCAGGAGGUGAAGAAGAAGCCACUAUUCCUGCUGUGCUCUGAUUGGCUGAGCAUUCAUCAGUGGCUCAAUCAGGAAGUACUUGAACUUCUACCAUGCUGGCCCAACGGCGGGAAGCAAAGGGAUCAUGGUCCUGCCCUAUGGCUUUUGCAGAUAAAACAAAGGAAUACAUAAAAUAAUUUGCAGAGAUAAGUAAGCAGUUGAGGGACGGGGAGCAGUGAUAUGAAAGACAAGCAGGGGGUGACAUUGCCUGUGACUUCUCCUGCUGCCCUCCGUCUUCUGUUUACUGAGGGGUGGUCUAGGGUUGGAUGGAUGGAGCAAGACAACUUUAGUCUUCCCUCCCUCACAGCUGGGAACAGAUGUCUGAUCUGUCACAAAUGUCUCUGCUGGGUCUCCACUAGACCCUCGAUCCGGGUCAGCCAGGUCUCCAGGAGGACAGGGCCGUCCCUCCUAGACUAGAGGCAGUGCUUUGUAAACACCCCCAGCACCGAGCACAUAACUUUGUCCUCUUAAACAACAUCUGCUUUUAAGGAAGCAGCUCUUCUGAAGCAGGCAGUGAUUCAUGUAAUUUUGGAACGGUUACUUUGGUGUUGUUUGUCAAUUUCUCUGCCACACUCUUUUUUGAUUGUUUGUUUGUUUCCCAGUGUAAAUAGCACAGCCCACUAAAUGAGCCAAAUUCUCAUCAUCCUGAGUCUUUGAUUAUUCUUCCCACUUAUGUUGCCUUGAUGCUCUGCCUGCGAAGAAGAUAAACUCAGAGCCUGAAUUUGUGUGUUUGUUAGUCUAGUGUUACCUGUGGGAUUUCCGGGGAGGACUGGAAUGAUCGGUUGGCAUUUUGAAAUAUGCCAGCAGCCCUUCCUUCCAAAGGGUGUGAAGCCCGGUUAUGUGCAGUUUUGCAUAAUUUCUGGGCUUAGAGCUUGCUUGCAUUUGGAAGGUGUGGCUAGAGAGGGGCUUAGGCAGGGAACUUCUAUCUUUUCAAUCACCCUAACCAUCCAACAAACAAAAGAAGAGACUUCUUCUGCCCUCAGAUUAUUCUAGAAAGAGCUCAGCUAGCAUGCGUGCAGUAACCAAUCUAGAGUUCAAGGCAGUCACCGUGUGUGGCCAGGUGAGGCUCACUGUGCACGGCUACUCUUAUGCAAAGGGCAUCACAUCACUUGCACUGUGCAGGGGUGGCCUCACCUUCCCCACCAGAAACAGGAAGCAAGCCUGCUAGAAAAGCCAGCCAUUUCCGGAAGUGCUCAGGUCCUUACCCAACUCUGCUCUGUUCCUCUCUGCUGACUGAGCCAGAAGCCAGAAGGAAGAUAUGCUUGCCUUGGGCUCCUAAGGCAGUGGUUUGUGGACAGCAGGGUGCUGGGAGAUUCUCCCUUAUGGAUCGCCAAACACUCCAUGCCCAUAAAUGUACAGGCAUGCCCAGUUGUGAAGACAACUAAAGAGAAGGAUCAACUGGUUUGAACUAAUGGUCAACUAGGGGUCUGCAUUGGGGCUAAAAUUGUACAGUGAAUCAUUCCAGGAGCUCUAUGGUCCUUUGCUUUGGAUGGAGUCUCUCCUAAAUGUCCUGGAGUUACUCGUGUAGAAUCAGGAGAGUCUUUUUGAAGGAAUCCAUGAAUCUAAGUUGUAAUAGUACAGUCUGGACUUCAGAGGGGUGAUGUUACAUGGGGCCACCCUUACCCAUCUGGAACACCUAAGAUGGAAAGAGUUUAACCACUGGUGAGAAGAGGGGGGGAAAGGGAACAGAGACUAUAUAAAUGUUUUCUCGUGUAAGCUAGAAUCACAAUACACAUAUGUCAUAGAUAAUGUUUGAUUAAGUGGGUUAAUAUACUACGUCCUGAGAGUUGUGGGGACAUCCCGAGGGGGCUCUUGUAGGAAUCUUGAAUUCCACAGUCCCACAUCUGCUGGGUAAUGCGUAGCAGGCAUGAGUGCGGAGAGCAUUGUGUUGUAGGAAAGUCCUUAUGAAAGUUAAUUAGUUUUGUCCCAGCUGGUCUUUCUCUUAAAACAGAAUUCUCUGGAGUUUUGAGUUUUCCAUGUGGAAAACUCAGUUAUCAGCAACACACUCAGUUGUGAGCAGCACUACAUCACUGUUCCUUGGAAGCUUCCCUCUGGCAGGGACCUGGUCCCUAACCAGCUGGUUAGUCUUCACCGGGUCCUGAAAUCCUGUAAUGUCCUUUAGCGGUGAUGUGUGUACUUCAGGUUGCCAAAUGUUAGUUAGUGCUGAGCUGGCAAAGUUAUCGCUCCCAAGAAAUCAGAGACAGCUUUGGCCAUGAAGAAGCAAGAACACUGUGUAGCCCCAAGUUCCGUUUUUGUCACUGUUACGCCCCAUGAAGACAUGCAGCUACUAAGAUUUGGACAAGUGGCGCUUUGAGGACCCCAGCAUGAUCAGUUCAGUUGAUUGCACAAGGAACUGAAGGAGCUAAUGUGUUUCCAUCUCAGGGCCCCGAGACAAAACUAAUUAAUGAGAUCACUCCACUCUGCUCUCUUCCCCCAGCAUCCCAAGCCCACAGGGAUGAUUUCAAGCCCACUGUGAUGCCCUAACCCCAACUUCUGGCCUUCAGAGACCGCCUGGGCUUCAGACAGAGAAGGGGUUUUGCUGAAGUCUCAGGCUUUGACCUCCCUGGAAGGUUGAACAGCGAGACGUAGCGUUACUCGACAGUUUCUCCACCAGGGCAGCUGCCACAUCCAGAAGGAGCCCCUUCCUCUGCCUGCUGCUGGAUGGGGGUGGGGGCUCCACUUCAGUGUUUCCCCCACAUGCACAUGGAUGCCUAACAUCAAGCUGUGUAGCCACCUGCAGCUUGGGGUCUACAGAGCCACACUUUCUCUGUGUGUACACCAAGUCAGCGUGGCCCUAGAAAGCUCUGAGGAGAUGGCUUUCCUACAGUGGUCCUGCAACAGGGUGUAUCCUCCCCUGAGCCACCAUGUUCUGAGUGCAGAGCCCCUAAUGCAAAGAGCACCACUGGCCUUGAAAAGCCAGUGGCCAGUCCAGGCAUUUGGCCACCCCCUCCCGGAACUGAACUGCCAACACCCACAGACAUGCUUUGUUGUACUUUCUUCUCUCUCUCUCUCUCUCUCUCUCUCUCUCUCUCUCUCUGUGUGUGUGUGUGUGUGUGUGUGUGUGUGUGUGUGUGUGUGUUCUCUCGCAUUUGGGUCACUUUCUCUAAAGCCAGAGAGUGAAAGAGCCCCAGCAAAGUUAGUUCUCAGUCAAGGGACAAUAACUUUGACCCUUAAAGAUGAAUUCCCAAUGGGAGUGACACAUGAGGAUUCUGCAAACCUCCCGGAAUAAUCACGUAUUGCGCUGGUUCAUGCAAGGCUAAGAACGGGGCCUGUGCCAUCUAAAAUGUGGGAGGGAGAGGUAGGAAGUUGAAAAGUUUUGGUAUGAAAUAUCGAGAUUUGGGGAAAAUGUGGCUAGCUUGCAGAGGAAGAUAACAAUUUUCUUAAAGGUCCGAGUUUUGGGUUUUAAAUUUUCUCUUCUUCUAGCAGUCUCAUUAGAAUCAGUCAUCCCUUGUAAUUUCCCGGGGAAACAAGAUGGCGGGCAGUAGAAUCCAGGGCGGGUUUCCCCCAAGUUAAAGGCAUUUGGUGAAAGCAGACCGCCAACCACAGAGCUCCACAGAAACUGUAGUGACCUUGUGGAUUAAAUUUAUUUAACUUACAUGAUGUGAGAUGAAUGGGUUUACCAGCAAUGCCCUGUCACUCUACCCCUUUCCUACUGAAUGAAAUCUUCCUCAGCUUUUAGACCUACAAAUGAUCAAGUUGCUUUGGGAGAAACCAUGCAUUGAUUGUAUUUUUAACAUCUUUUGCUUUUUAAAAACUAACACGUUUAUUGAAAAUACAUAGAAAGUGCCAAUAACCAAAUACAGGGGAAAUAUCUGGAGCCUGGUGAUUGUUUAGUUUGGUGGAAGCUGUUCAUUAAAUACUGAACAUGUGGGGACAAGUCCCAAAAAUCUCUCCAUGGUCAAGUUGACCGUGGGCACUGGGCCUGGCCCCAGGGAGUGUUUUAUUGAAAAGUCUAGUAAGCCUUCCUUUGCUUCCUGGUUGGUUUAACUUGCUGUUGACUAAAGUCAUCGUCGUGAGAGGCUUUCUGAGAAGUAGAACAGGUUGUUGGCCAUUUGGAUGUUUGGCUUUCACAGUGUCAAGCAUUGGCCGUUGGGUACAUCUGGACAUUGGUGGAAAAUGCUUAGAGAAACUCUGAAUGGAUUUUGCACAGGGGUAACUACCCAAGAAUGUCAUAUCUGAGGGACAGAGGACCAUUUCCUUUUCGGUUCUCCCCAUGUGUUUACAUAACCCUUCAACUCACCAGGUCCCAUUACACAAAUUUAUAGAGUCAGAGGUCAUUGCCCCGACUCCAGCUCUCCAGCUCCCCCAUGGAACCAGAAACUCAGUCUAUGACCGUGAACCCCAGGAUGAGAAUUUAGCAGCUAGGGCCACAUUGGCCUGUUUUCUCGCCAGUCUAAGUGGAAUGUUUCAGAACUAAUUUCCUCCGCGUUUCUGAUGUACGGCAAAAGCUGGGUUUAUUUUGCUCUGCCUAAAUUAUUUUCUGAUACAAUAAACUGUUUGCUGGUUAUUUAUACUUUUACAUGGAGCACUUGUUCUUUUUCAAAAGGGAAGCAGAACUCCCUGUUUACAUGUUCUUCAUAGAUCGAUGCCACAGCCGUCUCUAUGGACAGAUUUAUGUGUCAUCCUCCUGGAACGGUUAAACGACUGUGGUUUAAUAUUGUGUUUUUCCUUAAACGCGUAUCAUAAUUAUGUUAAUGAACAAACAUGACACAAUAUAUUUUGGCGGGGUGGGGGGCAGGUGGCUGGGUGUAAUUUCCUUACAGGUGAACUUUUAUUCCAGAUUUUUUUAAGUUGUUUCUGUAUUUCAAAGCUAUGUAUUUGGAAAACAUUGUAAAUGAAACACAUAUAUAUUGACUUUCCUCUGUAUAUUUAGUACUCUGAUAUUGCUAUUAAAAAAAACAUAAUAUAAAAAAGAACAA
Chinchilla lanigera (long-tailed chinchilla) is the source of this 10198-nucleotide messenger RNA. RefSeq names its product adherens junctions associated protein 1 (gene Ajap1). The coding region runs from base 74 to 1306 and encodes 410 amino acids. The transcript is spliced from 6 exons. Gene Ontology annotation, molecular function: beta-catenin binding. The record is from RefSeq and is a predicted model, not a curated record. Lineage: Eukaryota; Metazoa; Chordata; Mammalia; Rodentia; Chinchillidae. Gene Ontology annotation, cellular component: cytoplasmic side of plasma membrane; adherens junction; cell-cell contact zone.